CUCUCUCUCUCUCCCCAGGGGUUCUGUAAGUAUCUGGAGCAAUGUUUCGGGCAGAGUCUGAAGGAGAGGGGGGUGGUGGUAGGGUUUGACGCCCGUGCCCACCCUCCCAGUGGAGGCAGCAGUAGACGUUUUGCCAGCCUGGCGGCCGCCGUGUUCUCCUACCGAGGAGUCCCUGUCCACCUGUUCUGUGACAUCACACCCACACCCUUCGUGCCCUUCGCUGUGUCUCAUCUGGGUCUGUGUGCUGGCGUCAUGGUAACCGCCUCCCACAACCCCAAACAGGACAACGGUUACAAGGUGUAUUGGGAGAACGGUGCCCAGAUCGUGCCGCCCCAUGAUAAGGGCAUCUCUGUAGCCAUCGAGGCUAACCUGGAGCCCUGGCCUGAGUCCUGGGACAUAACCUCUCUCUCUCACAGCCCUCUGCUGAAGGACCCGUUCCAAGACAUUCACACAGAGUACUACAGGACCAUCCAACAGCACUGUCACCACAGGGACAUCAACAAGAGUUCAGAGGUGAAGAUCGUACACACCUCCGUGCACGGAGUCGGACACGCCUUCGUCCAAUCAGCUUUCAAGGCCUUUGACCUCCGACCCCCGUACGCCGUAGAGGAGCAGAAAGACCCUGACCCCGAGUUCCCAACCGUCAAAUACCCCAACCCUGAGGAGGGGAAGGGGGUCCUGACCCUGUCGUUUGCCCUGGCGGAGAGAGAGGGAGCUACUGUAGUUCUGGCCAACGACCCUGACGCUGACCGCCUGGCCGUUUCUGAGCAACAGAAAGGUGGUCAGUGGCGUGUGUUCAGUGGUAAUGAGUUGGGGGCGUUGCUGGGUUGGUGGGUGUAUCAGUGUUGGAAACAGACCAACCCAGACCAGUCUACCGUGAAGUCAGUCUACAUGUUGGCCUCCACCGUCUCCUCUAAGAUUCUACGAGCCAUCGCUCUCAAGGAGGGCUUCCACUUCGAGGAAACUCUGACUGGGUUCAAGUGGAUGGGCAACAGAGCCAGAGAGCUGCUGGACCAGAACAAGAUAGUACUGUUCGCCUUCGAGGAGGCUAUAGGGUACAUGUGUGGUUCUGCCGUGCUGGAUAAAGACGGGGUCAGUGCGGCAGCCAUCGCUGGGGAGAUGACAUCAUACCUGGCCGCGAAGAACAUCACGCUGUCACAACAACUCACAGCUGUCUACGAGGAGUGGGUCUCACACACACACACACACACACACGCUGUCACAACUCACUGCUGUCUACGAGGAGUGGGUCUCACACACACAUACACACACACGCUGUCUACGAGGAGUGGGUCUCACACACACACACACACACACACGCUGUCACAACUCACUGCUGUCUAUGAGGAGUGGGUCACACACACACACACACACACACGCUGUCACAACUCACUGCUGUCUACGAGGAGUGGGUCUCACACACACACAUACACACACACACUGUCUACGAGGAGUGGGUCUCACACACACACACACACACUGUCACAACAACUCACUGCUGUCUACGAGGAGUGGGUCUCACACACACACACACACACACACACACACUGUCACAACAACUCACUGCUGUCUACGAGGAGUGGGUCUCACACACACACACACUGUCACAACAACUCACUGCUGUCUACGAGGAGUGGGUCUCACACACACACACACACACACACUGUCACAACAACACACCUCACCAGAUAUUUAUUUGACCGUUAUGUUAGAUAUGUGUAUGUAUAGAAAAUAGUGUAUUUUCCAGAGCCCAAUGUGCUUUACACCCUCUCUCUCUGUCUCUCUCUCUCUCUCUCUCUCUGUCUCUCUCUCU
This is a messenger RNA of Oncorhynchus tshawytscha (Chinook salmon), 1813 nucleotides long. RefSeq names its product phosphoglucomutase-2-like. The record is from RefSeq and is a predicted model, not a curated record. Gene Ontology annotation, molecular function: magnesium ion binding; phosphopentomutase activity. The transcript has 8 exons. The annotation marks the transcript as partial. NCBI's taxonomy places the organism in Eukaryota, Metazoa, Chordata, Actinopteri, Salmoniformes, Salmonidae. Gene Ontology annotation, biological process: carbohydrate metabolic process; purine ribonucleoside salvage.